Pestalotiopsis fici W106-1 is the source of this 3585-nucleotide messenger RNA. RefSeq lists its product as uncharacterized. The record is from RefSeq and is a predicted model, not a curated record. NCBI's taxonomy places the organism in Eukaryota, Fungi, Ascomycota, Sordariomycetes, Amphisphaeriales, Sporocadaceae. Bases 1 to 3585 code for a protein of 1194 amino acids. Gene Ontology annotation, biological process: regulation of transcription by RNA polymerase II. The transcript has 3 exons.
AUGGUGCCAAGCCCCAGGACGCCGCGUUCGGCGGCGACUAGCAGUCGUCCCAGCCGCCAAAAGGCCGCUCUCCUACCUCCCCAGUCUCGCUUGCGCGAACGCGAUGUCACGGCUGGAGCUGCGACAGAACCUCCCCCAAAACGACGACGGUAUGUUCCUGGAGGACCUGGUGGUGGUGGUCGCUGGACUGAAAAAGAUGGCAGCGAUAAUUCUGGACGCCGGCCGAGCACUGGCCCUUCUACCAACCCCCGACCCCGAGUGCGCCGGAACUCCUCCGCCGUGAGCGCUACGCCCGUUUACCCCCGAAGAGAACGAAGCACACGUAUUCGAACCGCUACUACGAGAAUGGCACCCGAUGAUGAGAUGCAGAUAAGCUCGGCCGCCGCUGUCGCCGCUGCCGUGGUGCAGAGCGAGGGAUACAAGCCUAGAGAAGAGCGGGGUUGGGAAGAGUUCCACCCAAAUCUCGAGAUUGACACAUCCUUUGUAGUCUUUCAAGCAGAUGAUGUGGACGGGACUGCCAAGUCUCUCCCAGGAACCCCUCUGACGUUUUCAGCAAACGCCGACAACAAGCGCGGAAGCCCGAUCAAGGAUGCAAAUGUGGCCUCUGGUAAUGGUGCGGACGCAUCUUCAUCUCAGGCCAACGGUGCAUUGACAUCCAUCGCAGACGCCUUGCCAGGAACUCCGACAAGACGGCGCUCCAACCGUCCCAGAGACUCGUAUUUCCCAUUCCGCCAAGAGAUGGGAACAACUCCAAAGACGCCCAAAGUAUUGCCCAUUUACAAUCAGACACCGAAAGAGCGGUUGGAUUUGAGGCAACCACAAUAUCGAAAGACGGACAGGAUUUUGCUGUUUGAAAGUAAAAAGUUUGGACAGGCCAAAUAUGUUGACAAGGCAAUGAUGAAUGUUGGAUACCAGGAAAGCGACAACUUCAUUCGCGACGAUCAAAAGCUCAUCAAGGCCUCCGACGCCAAUAUUGAGGACGAAGCAGACAGUCCUGCGACAAAGACGGACACCGAGCCUCCAUCGCACAGCCACGCCUUGGGCCGCGUCGAGUAUGACAUGGACGAACAAGACGACAUGUGGUUAGAAGCCUACAACGAGCAGCGCAAAUCCCAAGGAUGGAGCGCUGUAACCCGCGAACACUUUGAAAUCACAAUGACCAAGAUUGAAAAGGAAUGGCACGCACUGGAGAAGAGAAUACCAAAGCCGAACCCAAAGCCACCGCAAACACAUCGCCCACGGUCCAGCUCUGCUGCAGCCGUUAAUGGUGAGCCGCAGGCAGGCGAAGAACAAGACAGCAAAUGUGCAAUUUGCGACGACGGAGAUUGUGAAAACACGAACGCAAUCGUGUUUUGUGAUGGCUGUGAUUUAGCAGUCCACCAAGAGUGUUACGGCGUGCCCUUCAUUCCCGAGGGACAAUGGCUUUGUCGGAAAUGCCAGCUUAUUGGACGUGGCAUUCCGACCUGCAUUUUCUGUCCCAACUCGGAUGGUGCUUUCAAGCAGACAAACUCGUCAAAAUGGGCCCAUUUGCUCUGUGCAAUGUGGAUCCCUGAGGUCAGCCUUGGCAACCAUACUUUCAUGGAGCCAGUCAUGGACGUGGAAAAGGUGCCAAAGAGUCGAUGGAAAUUGACAUGUUAUAUCUGCCAACAGCAGAUGGGAGCCUGUAUUCAAUGUGGCAAUAAGUCAUGCUACCAGGCGUUUCAUGUCACUUGUGCACGCCGUGCCAAGCUCUUCUUGCGCAUGAAGAACAGCUCCGGUGCUCUCGACGUGCUCGAUGGCAGCACAAAUCUCAAAGCUUUAUGCGACAAGCACUGUCCCUCUGAGUAUGCCAAGGAGAAUGGCGUGUCCAGGGCGACAAGGCGAGCAAAGAGGUUUUACAAGAAAACCAUGCGGGAUCGCAUCUGGGCCAAUACUCAGGCAGCUGCAUUGUCCCUGGCCGCAACACAUCGCAAUGCCCUGAUGGAACAUCCCGCCGAUGAAUCGCAGAUUACUGGGGCAAAGGUUUCGGCUGUCCUGGGCGAUGUAAAGAAGAACCAACCGGGCAAGUCAGUCUGGAAACUACCGUCGGGUGCCCCAAUCAUCCCGCAGGCUGUGUUCGACAUUGUCGAUGCCUCCUUGGCCAAAUUCUCAAUCCUUAAGAGGAGAGAAUUUGUUAGCGAUGCUUCCCGCUAUUGGACUCUCAAGCGCGAGAUGCGGCGUGGUGCCGCCCUGCUCAAGCGCCUGCAACUCCAGAUGGAGACGUUCUCCUCUAUGGAACUCACUCGUCGCAACUUUGCAGCCAUGGGACCCUCGGGCAAAACUCGCCUAUCCCGGCGCAUUGAGUUCGCCGAGACCCUCAUCAAAGACUUGGAGCAGCUGCAAGCCAUGUCUGAAGAAGUUGUCAGGCGCGAAGAGGUGAAGCUUGAGGAUGCUCUGUUGAUGCAAACUUUUGUGGAUACAUGCUAUUUCCCGAUACACAAGACCUUUCCUGAAGUCAUGGUCAAAGUGUUCAAAUUUGAUGAUGGCAAGAAUGUAUUCAAGGCAGGACUCCUGAAGAUCCAGGACAAGGUUGACGAAAGAUUCUACACCACUACAAUUGCAUUUGCUCAAGACCUUUGUCAAGUGGUCCAUGACGGUAUCAACCAGGAAUGGGAAUCUGAGCCCGAGGUCCAGCCGAAACUCGAAAGCGUCGUUGCUCCACUUACCAAGGUGGAUUACUCUGACAUUCGAGAACGUAAGAAGUUGGGCAAGAGGAUCUUGAAAGGCGUCCAGCCUUUACUAGAAUCAGCUCUUCAAAGCGAGUCUCGUAUUACGAACAAGACUUUUGAGGACCUGAGGCAAGAGCUUGGCGACCUCAUCGAGGCUAGCUUUGGAGUGCAACCACUCCCAAAUGCCGCCGAAGAAUCGCAGCAAGGCAAAGACGUUAUCAUGGUCGAUGCCGCGGAGAUCACUGUUGCUCCUCAUGACGAAGAAGAGGAUGCAGAACACGAAAUCGACGAGCAAGUCGAUGUGGUCAUGACAGAACCACUUGAAGAAAAUCAGGAGGAUCUCGAUGAGAGCCAAGAAGAAGAGCGCAGCAUUGAGGUCAGCACUUUGGAAAAGGGAGAGCCCGCCCCUGUCACGGAAUCCGCUCCACAGCCUUCAGUGGGAGUUGGUAUUGAGAAGGACGAGGCCAUGUCAGAAGGCGUGACAAGUGGCAAUGCGCCUGACACGCCGCCCGCCACAAACGGCUACGUGGCUGCAGCGCCAUCGUCAUUGCCAGGACCGCCUACUCCUCCGCAGUCUAACGGAAGCUUAUCUCAGGAACAAGUCAAUAUUCUUACAGAUGGCGGUGUUCCUUGGUACCUGAAGGAGUUCGAUCCCAUAGGCACUUCUGCAGUGGCCGAACCCAAUACAGGCGAAGAGCUGCUGCGCAGUCAUAGCGAGGCGCUUACAGAGAUGGAUGAGGACGAACUCAAGGGACUCGGAGUCGACUUUCACAGCACUUCGAGCAUGGCCGUGUCGCCGAUUAGUACCUCGAAUGUCGAGCAAGCGGCCUUUGGGUCCGCAAAGAAAUCGGCCAAGUCUAAAAAGAGGAAGCCGACAACUUACCGAGGGCGGAGAUGA